Molecule: messenger RNA, 3608 nt
Organism: Pangasianodon hypophthalmus (striped catfish)
Lineage: Eukaryota; Metazoa; Chordata; Actinopteri; Siluriformes; Pangasiidae
Gene: efhd2
Product: EF-hand domain family, member D2
Exons: 4
Coding region: 263-961 (232 amino acids)
Molecular function (GO): calcium ion binding
Source: RefSeq, a predicted model, not a curated record
UUAUUCUUCUGCUGUUCACGCGAGCUCUACACACAGGCGCGCGCUGUCUGUUUGAAUUGUGCGGGGACACUGAAUAAAUCGUUGACCCGCGUCAUUAAGCUCGUGCGCUACAUUAAGCCUCCGUACAAGCACAUACUCAGGGUUUUACUCACUGAAGAGAGUCGCGUGCGAGCUGCGGACGUUGUAGACUGAAGUGGUUGAUAACCCAUGUGGUUUGUGUAGUGGGCAGCGAGCUUGUGAUAAAGCAGUUAAACAGAGGAAAAUGGCUUCGAACGAGCUGUCAGCGAAGCUUAACCGGCGGCUGAAGAUAGAGGAGGGCGCGGAGGAGCCGCACGCCGUGGACGAGGCUCAUGAAAACGGCGCGCAUGAGAAAGCCACCACGGCCAGCGCCGACUCCGAGCUGGGAGCCAAGCUGCUGCGGCGAGGCGAGCUGAACGAGGGAGUGGGCGAGCACCAGCAGCCCAGCAUGAAGGUCUUCAACCCGUACACCGAGUUCAAGGAGUUCUCCAGGAAGCAGAUUAAAGACAUGGAGAAAAUGUUUAAACAAUAUGACUCUGAGAAGGAUAACUACAUUGACCUGAUGGAGCUGAAGCUGAUGAUGGAGAAGCUCGGUGCUCCACAGACUCACAUGGGCCUGAAGAAUAUGAUCAAAGAGGUGGAUGAAGACUUGGACGGCAAACUAAACUUCAGAGAGUUCCUCCUGAUCUUCAGGAAGGCAGCAGCAGGGGAGCUGGCUGAGGACAGCGGCUUGUGUGUCUUAGCUCGUCUCUCUGAAAUUGACGUGUCCACUGAGGGUGUGAAAGGAGCAAAAUCUUUCUUUGAAGCCAAAGUCCAUGCCAUUAAUGAGUCGAACCGUUUCGAGGCGGAGAUCCGUAACGAGCAGGAGGAGAAGAAACGACAGGCAGAGGAGAAGAAGCAGAGACAAGCGGCGUUCAAAAAUCUACAGUCAGCCUUCCAAUGACCACCUUCCUGUGCUAUUAGAGCUUUGCUUUAUCCUUCCUCCUCUUCUUUGUCGUUUGUGUCAGUCUCCUGUUUAUCAGAGCACCAUAGCAGAGAUACUAUGCAACGCUUUUAGAGGUCUCCAUUCCGGGAUCACUUCCUUAUUGAGGGCUCAUAGUGUCAGUUUCAAGCUUAGAACUUUAAGUAGGGUGUUGAAUUGACUACUUAGAUCCUCACUAUUUGUCUCUCUCUUGAUUUUGAACUUGGUCCUCCAAGGACCUGUCUGUUUACACUGGACUGGAUGUGUCACUUGGCUAAUUUGUUCUCCACUGAUAUAAUUUACAAAUAUUUGCAUGUAUGUGAGGACCUUCUAUUUCACUUCACUGUCGCAUUGUUGUUUAGUCAAAUAAAUACACAGGUGUUAGUAUCUCUUUUAAAGGGAAUUUUUUAAUGUUUUUAAACUGUUGGGUUAAAUCGGCGCAUCCAGUCCAUUGUGAUCCCCUUGUAUUCGGCGUCAUGCAUUGUGAAAUAAAGACUAGGUUUCAUGGUAUCCUUGCUAACUGGGUUAGCACAGCAAAAUGUUUAUGUACUUAAACCUUGCCUAAAAGAGUUCUGUAUUUUUACACUGUGGCUUAGAAGGGAGUGUGAGAACACACAUGUGGUGAUGGUGUGUUCUGGUGGGUUGGGUUUUAUUUCUUUUCCUUUUCUGAAUGAUAACUGUGACAAUCUUCCCCUUAAAUGGAUCUCUAACAUCAGCUUCUGUUGCUUUGUCGCUGCUGAUGAGUCUGUUGCUCACACACAUGCACACACAAACGUUUCCAUUCUCGUGACGCACUAAAUGCCCUUUAAUAGCCAUUAUGUCUCAUUGUUAUUGUUUAUUAGUGUAUUAUGGUUUUACUAGCCAGUCCUUUUGAAAAAAUGUGAUGUUUUCCCCCCACACAAUCAUCAGUACUAAUUUGUCUGAUUUGUGUCAGACAUCUGUGCUCACAUUGUGUGUAUGUUUGUGUGUUUUAACUGAGAUGCUCAUGAGGGGAGGAGGGAUAUGAGAGAUUAUAAUGAGUGCAGAGUUAAACACUCAUCUCCUCCUUUUAACUGCAUGCACUGCUUUAGUGUCAGGUGCCUGUGUGUGUGUGCGUGCACGCUAUAGCCAGUACACAGCUUUAAGCAUUUGGAAGUGUUUCGAUCCUUCUUUUGAAAUGUAAUCUGGUGCUGGCAUGAAAAUAUAGUCGCUUACCUCUCUCAGCGAAGCCCUUUAGACUAUGUUUGAAAAUUUGCUCUGUAACAUUGUGGAAAGAAAUUUUUUUUUUCUGCACAGUGUGUAACAUCAGACUGGCUAAUUCAUUUUUAAUAACUUUAAUUCUACAAAUAAUGUUUUACUAUGGAGAAAAAGGGCACAUUGUAAUAGACAAAAUUGUCUCCAUGCUUCCAUUUGAAUGAUUUUAAAUCGUAAUUGAAUUUCAGUUGUUUGACAUUUAAAGAUAAAACUUGUGCGACUUGCAGCACAUUUCAGCACAGGUAACUGAAAGAUGUGUAAAGAAUCAAAUAUUUUUUUUCCAGGAAUAAAAUUAAACUGCAUUUAGUUUUGUAUGGUGAGGGGCCUUUUGAAAAUGUUUAUUAUUUCCUAGAAAUGCCAUCAUUGUUCACAAACUUGUCUCCUUUCACAAUAUCAGCUGUUCCUCACAGUGCUGUUCCAUGAUUAAAUGUGAGAUAUUUUCUGUAUUUUUAUUUUUAAGAUAUUGGUCUGCUAUGCAUCCUGUUAUAUUCAUGUUAAGGACAAUAUAUUUGGAGUCACUGGCAGUCUGAUGAUCUGUAUUCUGAAUAAGCAAACAAUAGAUGCAUGAAUGUUUCAUAGCUUUAUGUCUUCAAAUGUAUUCGAGUGUUCUGCAGAUUAAAUGUGGGGUUUGAGUGAAUAAUCUAGUGUGUGUAUAUAUGGUGUUGUAGAUUUUUGAUAGAAACACUGGAGUACCUGAGAGAUAUAAAAACUGUAUGAUGAAAGUUUCUUCUCUAAGGAUCCUCCAUCAACAUUUAUCUUACUAUUAAAAAAACGUGUACACCAGAUAUGUCGUUGUAUACAUUAUAAAAUGACGAUCCAUGCAAAGACAAUAUGGAAGAUUCAUUGCAGAAUGUAGAAAUGGAUUUCACAAGCCAUUCCAUGAACUACUUCUGCUUAAGUAGCCAUUCUGUAAUUCUCCACAUAAAUCUUCCAAGUUGUCAGGCAUGAAAUUCAUUGUCAGAGGGUUGAUUGCAGUUGUUAUGUUCAACAAAUCACAUGGGGAAUAUUAUAAUCCAGAUUGAAAGACUUCACACUUUAUGCUGACCACUAAGCAGCAUGACACGUUAUCCAAUUAGCCAACUCUCAAAGCACACCUCCUUUUAUUUUUACUCCUCGUUUACUUCAGUGUUUCCAUUGCAAAGGCGUUUACUGGUAACUUAGAGACUGGUGGUUAAUGGGCCAGUGCUUUCUAACUCCACCUUCUCUGCAGGCAGCCGAAAUACUGUACUGUUCCUUGAUUUUUCGAUUUACUGUCUCUUUGUGACUCCAUUGUAAAGAUGUGCCAAAUGUUUUAGCAAAGUUCUGUUUGCUUUACUUAUUUUAGCAUAAUUCCAUUAACUGUCCCCUGAGUUCAAUGUUAAGUGUUGUUGACCAUAAAAAGAUGACCAAAAACUGA